UUCAAGGGCAGUACAGCCAGUUAACGUGCACUCUUGAGCAUUUGGAAUUCUCCAGACAAGAAGGCAUGUUUUAGCAAAGAACUUGAAAUAAAUUCCCAUCCAUCAGGAUUUUCCACAUUUCUGAUACAUAGCCACUUUGAAGAUUCUGCUAAAACAGCUUUUGACCACAGUGGGGAUCUUUCAGAAGUUUUCUGCUAAGAAAUUUCUGCGACUCCUGAGCCGGCAUAAGGAAAUAGCAAACUGCAAGUACCAGCUGUUCAGUACUAACUUAUUGUUGUUUUAACUCUUAUUUUCUAGUAAGUAAAAAGCUUUGAAAUACACAGAACAGUAGGGAUUAAUGCAACUGUUCGUCACGUUUUUCAGCUGAUUAGUUUGCAGUAGAUUUGCCUGGACAAAAAAAGGCCCUUUGUGUAAAAAGUAAGCUGUGCUGCUGCUGAGAAAAUGCGGUAUGCAACAUGAGUUAAAUCUUCCUAUUUCUUCUGUGCUAAAGUUGUAAACAUUGGCAGGAAUUUGCAUUUCAUACUGCUGUGCUGUAGGAAAGAAAACAGUGUAUGAUUUGGAGAAACAGCUUCCCUCCAUGAUGCUUUAAUUUACUAGACUGAAUGAAAAACGUUUCUUGGAAGUAAUUACAUAGAAAUAAAUAGUUCUUCUUCAGGAAUAGAUGUAUGUUGUGAUUUACCCAACAUGGAAAAAAAUCAAAGUUUUGAUUGCAGUGAGCUCUCUAAUCCAGGGAGGGCAAAGGAGACUGAAGCAGGACAUAAUUUCUUAACUAAAUUUUCUAUGAAAGCACUCUUUGGAUUUACAGAUAAAUUAGAACCAGGAACUUCAAAAGGGCAAGUAGUUUUAAAAAGGUUUCAAAGUGUCAGUGGUGAUACUGACAGCCAUGUGGACAAUGAGGAUGAGAAGAACAGGGUGAAUGAAGAUCCUGACUCAGAUACAGUCCAUCUGCUUCCAGAAAUGGUGCAAGAGGGAAACAGUGUUCAGCCUAUUCCAGAAGCUGAUACAAGGGGCAUAUUUGUUUUGGAGCCAGACUCAGGAAUGGGUAACGGGGGUCCAAAUAACCCUACAGAAGCCAUUACUGGUGCUUCAAGUGUGUGCAAAAUUUAUGCUGGAAACUUUGUUGACUCUGAAGACAAUGGCAGCCUACAUUAUAGAUCUGUAGAUAAUACCCUUGUCCCAAAUGAUCAUCAGGCUGAUGUUUAUGACACAGUAGAUUUGGAAACACAGCAAAUGGAGCAGAGGGAGCCAUCCCUCUCCAAUUCUUAUUCUAUCCACUCUUCUUUGUCUGAAUUCAGCAAACAAGAGGAUAAGGAUUCCAUUCUUGUUGAGGGUACUUUGGCUCACACAACAAGCGACACAGAAUUAGACAAUGAGGCUACAGACCUAAAAAGGCAUGAAAAUGUAAUAAAGAACCCUGUAUUAAAUUGUGCUGUAUCAUUGGAGGGUAAUCAUCGGAAUAAAGAAGAAGACACAGAACUGUAUACAGAAACAGAUAGUACUACAGCAGGGGAUAACACAGAGUCAAUGCUACCAAGUUGCAUAUGGCCUUCAAAAGAAAUGGGUGAUACAACACCAGAAAUGUAUUCGGAUUCAAAGGCUAGAACACUAAGCAAGGAAAAUAUUUGUUCACUUGCUACAGCAAAGGAUGUUCAGGAACCUGGAGAAAAUCAGGGACCUCUUCCAAGUAAUUGCAGCACUGAUUCUCCUGCAAAACCAGCCUCAAGUGAAAAGUCCUUUCAGCUCCCAGCCUUCUUUAGUGGAUUACGUGUUCGAAAGAAAGGCUUGUCUGCAGAUCUGGAGGAAACUGUCACCGAAAUCAAACAGAAAGACAGUGAUCUGGCUAUGCUUAAACUAAGACAGCCUGUUAAGAAGUCAAAUCUUGCACCUGACCUAAUAACCAAGAAGAAAAUAUCAGAGCCUAAAAGUUCUCCUACCUUUCUAGAACAACUUUCUCAGUUCUUAGGACCUAAAGCUGAGGAGAAAGGUAUUGAUGAGGUAGUACCAGCAUCUGGAGAUGUCCAAGAAAGGAAAUCUGUGACAAUAGAUCCUUAUGAAGAAAUGAAACCAAGUCCUGCAGAAUCUGCACUGGAUGCAUUUAAAGCUUUAUUUACACGUCCUCCUAAAAAAGAGACAACUGCUGACACUUCAGAGUUAGAAGCAAUAAAACGCAAAAUGAGGCAUGAAAAGGAAUCAUUGAUGGCAAUAUUUGAGAGGUCUAAAUCAAAAUCUGGUGAUGGAGCAACAGAAACAAAACCAACUGAUGUUCCUUCAGAACAGGACGACAAGACUCCAGGAAGACUCCAGACUGUCUGGCCACCACCCAAAACAAAAGAUGAAGAAGAGAAAAUAGGCUUAAAAUAUACAGAAGCAGAGUACAAUGCUGCAAUUUUGCAGUUAAAGAGGGAGCAUAAGGAUGAAAUUGAGAAACUGAAGUCUGAGUUUGAACUCAAAGUCUUUCAUAUUCGAGGAGAACACGCUUUAUCAGUAACAAAGCUUGAGGAAGACGUUCUGUAUUUAAAAAAUGAACUGGAAAAUAAGUUAUACAAGCAAAGCGAAGACGCACAGGAUGUCUGUGUAUCCACUGAAGAUAAUAACCCACCAAAGACAUAUAGAAAUGUAUGCAUCCAGACAGAUAGAGAAACCUUUAUAAAGCCAAAUGAAGAUGAAACCUGGACACCCAAAAAUAAUCAAAUAAUUCCUAAGAAACUUUCUAUACCCUAUUUGAAUAAUAGUGUUUUGGCUUCAGCUGAUCGUAAGGAAAUAUCCAAUUCUGGCCAGACCUCAGGGAGUGUUUUUUCAAAGUUGGAUCAAACAUUGCCACCUCCUCCUCCACCACCUCCUCUUCCUCUCUCACUCUCUGAUUCAAUCCCACCACUACCACCGUUGCUGCCAAGCUUGAGAUCUGCCCAUCCACCACCACCACCACCACCACCACCACUUCCUGCAGCUUUUGGUGUUCAUCGGCCAUCUCUGCCUCUCCCACCAGGGCCACCUCCAAUGGGAACAGGACCUUCUCCUCCUCUACCACCACCACCACCACUGCCACUUGGCUCUAAUUUUUCUUCAAUAAGUCAAGGUCCUCGAAAACCUGCAGUUGAACCCUCUUGUCCCAUGAAGCCACUCUACUGGAACAGAAUCCAAAUAGCAGAUAGCAGCCAUAAGUCAAUGUCAACUCUUUGGGAGUCAUUAAAAGAACCCAACCUUUGUGAUACAAAUGAAUUUGAAUACUUAUUCUCAAAAGAAACAUCUCAGGAAAAGAAAAAGGCACUAGCAGAAUCUUAUGAAAAGAAAACAAAAGCCAAAAAGAUCAUCAAAUUGUUGGAUGGGAAGAGAUCUCAGACUGUAGGAAUUUUGAUAUCCAGUUUACAUCUGGAGAUGAAGGACAUAGAACAAGCUGUACUAAAUACGGAUGAUUCAGUAGUUGACCUAGAAACAUUGGAAGCACUAUAUGAGAAUAGAGCACAAAAGGAUGAACUGGAAAAAAUAAAGCAGCAUUAUGACACUUCAAAAGAACAAGAAGUUAAGCUUCUGGACAAACCUGAACAGUUUUUAUAUGAGUUAUCCCAGAUCUCCAACUUUGCUGAACGUGCCCAAUGUAUAAUCUUUCAGUCCAUCUUCAAUGAAGGGAUCAUUGCAGUGCGUCAUAAAGUUGACAUUAUUCAUCAUGUUUGUAAGGAGUUGAACACAAUGAAAAGUGUGAAAAAUAUUUUAGCUUUGAUUCUGGCUUUUGGAAAUUAUAUGAAUGGAGGGAAUCGAACACGUGGUCAAGCAGAUGGAUUUGGCUUGGAAAUACUUCCCAAACUAAAAGAUGUUAAGAGCAGAGAUACUGGUAUCAGCCUUGCAGAUUAUAUUGUAAUUUAUUAUCUACGCCAUUGUGAUAAGGAAGCAGGAACAGAAAAGAGUGUAUUUCCAUUGCCUGAGCCACAGGAUUUCUUCCAGGCAUCUCAAGUAAAAUUUGAAGACCUGAAAAAAGAUUUAAGAAAACUAAAGAGAGAUCUAGAAGGUUGUGAAAAACAGAUGAAAGUUGUUUUCAGAGAAUCAUCCGAAGAACACCUUCAGCCCUUUAAGGAUAAGCUUGAAGAUUUCUUCUGUAAAGCUGUAGAAGAACAUAAAACAGAGGAAAGUCACCUGGACAAUGCACAAAAGUGCUUUGAAGAAAUGGUGGGGUACUAUGGGAUAAAGCCAAAAUCUGGUGAAAAGGAGACCACGCUGAAUUACGUUUUCACAGUUUGGUAUGAGUUCUGCAGUGACUUUAAGACUAUUUGGAAACGAGAGAACAAAAACAUUUCUAAAGAAAGACUCCGAAUGGCUCAGCAAUCAGUAAGCAAGUUAACUGCAGAAAAGAAAGUGGAAACUAGGAAAAUCAAUCCAACUGCCAGUCUGAAAGAAAGACUACGUCAGAAAGAAGCUGGUGUGACUCCCAACUGAAAGAAGAAUCCACCCCCCAAAAAAUGACAGCAUGGUUGAAUACCUUGGUGAUGAUGCUACAUUUUGCCCCUUCCCUUCAGGAGCACCUUAUUUUAGAUGAAGUUCUGCUUUGCUCUUUUCCUCGGACAAUCCACCAAAGACUUUUCAAUCCCUUGGUUUAUACAAGCAAGGGAAUGCUAAGAAGUUUGUUUACAUGGAAUUAGGAAGGGUUCCCCAGUAACUGUUCCUUAUGUGGUUGAAACUGAAUGAUUUCCUUAAAAGUGAAGAACUAUUCUAUGCAAAGCGCGCUAGUAUGGAAGAGAGCAAAUCUGGAUUUUAGGCAGGGAAAUAAAAACCUUUAUAUCAUCUGCAACAGAUGUUUAGGAUGGCUAAUAUAAGUCUAUUGAAGAUUUGCUGAAUUGGUGCCUGCUUAAAAUUAUUUUUAUGGCAUUCAAAUGAUUAAGUUUACCUUCUAUAUUUUAUUAUGAUUAUUUUUAUAAGAACCUCAAUCUAUGCAUAGGAAUAGAAAUACUGUUUUUGCACAUAUGGAGAGAGAACUAAUAUCAAAAUGUAUGCUGCACUUGUUGCAUCAAAUAAUGUUCUGAGAUUUGUUGCUAUUUUUGCUUUAAUGGUAAAAUGAAGACUUGCAUAUCUAGAUAAGGUUCAUAUACGGUAGCAGUCUUCAACAAUACAUUAUUUAUAAUCAUCUAAUUGGAUGACUGUAUCCAAACUGUCUCCAUUAUUUAAAAUUAAUCUAAGCCAAAGCCUAUAUUCUUUAACAGUUAACAUUUUGAUAUAACUAAUGUUUAGAAUAUUUCUACAUAAUUCUGUGAGUAUGUACGUGUCUGGAACAGAGUAUGCACACUUACAUACAAACACAUUUUCUACUUACGUAUACAUUUUACUACCUAGACUGAGAAGAAAGACAGGAUUCAUCUCCCAUUUUUCAUGCUGUAACAACUUGUAUGAAGGGCCAUUUAGAAUUAAAAUUAGAAGUUAAAUGAAUAAUAAAAUUAAAGUGCAAACUUUGCAAUGAAAUAAUA
Messenger RNA from Candoia aspera, 5450 nucleotides. Its product is annotated as formin-like. The record is from RefSeq and is a predicted model, not a curated record. The transcript has 17 exons. Lineage: Eukaryota; Metazoa; Chordata; Lepidosauria; Squamata; Candoiidae. Gene Ontology annotation, cellular component: actin filament; cytoplasm; endoplasmic reticulum membrane. Gene Ontology annotation, biological process: actin nucleation. The coding region runs from base 685 to 4428 and encodes 1247 amino acids. Gene Ontology annotation, molecular function: microtubule binding.